Lachnellula hyalina is the source of this 504-nucleotide messenger RNA. RefSeq lists its product as uncharacterized. The transcript is spliced from 4 exons. The record is from RefSeq and is a predicted model, not a curated record. NCBI's taxonomy places the organism in Eukaryota, Fungi, Ascomycota, Leotiomycetes, Helotiales, Lachnaceae. The annotation marks the transcript as partial.
AUUUUAGUCAAUUCUGCUAAAAAGUCCUCACUGCUAAAGCUAGCUAUAAAGAAGCCUCUUACUAGCCGCCGCGUGAUCCUAAUUAAGGAUACUAUACCUCUCACCGCCUGUAAUGCUCUAAAUAGAGCUUUUGCUAGUAAAGGAGUAAAAGACCCUAUAGUGCUUUUAGUGUCUAAGUCCCUUCAGGCCAAUCUAGUGAAAGAUGUCACAUGGCAUAAAAUCGUUGCCCACGGGAUCCCCACUUCUAUUUUCAACUAUCCGGAAGGCAUGGAGCUAGUUAAGGACGAAAUACGGACUUUUAAUAAGGGUCUAACCCCUUUAGGACAGCUAUACUGGAUCACAUCAGCCGAAAAUCGCCUAAAACAGAUAGCUGGAUCCGUGGCAAUUGUAUUUGCUACGCCUAAAGAGGCUAGCGCGGCCCUGGCAUUUCCAUAUGAUGCGAAAAACACUAUACGACACGUCCUACCGCCUAAUGCAUUAGGUGCUAGGGCUAUAGCUAUUUAG